AUUAACCUGAAAUGUAAAGGCCGCCAUUCACGAUCGCUCCAUUCGUCCAAAUGGCGCGGUGUCGCUCCAAAAUUAUACCGUGAAUGCGGAAACUGAAGUCCAUUGGCGUGGCGUGGUGGGCUCGUUUGGAUAUUCUGUGAUUGGCGGAAACGUGGUCCAUUCUCAUGCCAGUCCUGCCACGAGCCUUCGUCCAGUCAAGUUGAAACUUGCAUAAUGUCGGGGCGUGAUUUUGUUAUUGAUGUGAUUGAUAAAUAUAGAGAGUUGCCAUGUUUGUGGCAGGUAAGUAGUGAUGACUAUCGCGAUAAAGCUAAACGAAGCUCUGCAAUGGACCAAUUGUUGGUUUUAUUUAAAACGAAAGAUCCUGCCGCCAACAAAGAAACCGUGCAAAAAAAAAUAAAUUCACUUAGAAGUUGCUUCAGAAAGGAGCAUAAUAAGGUCAAAGCCUCACAAAAAUCUGGUUCAGGACAAUAUGAGGUCCAUGUACCUAAAUUAUGGUACUACGACCAUAUGCUGUUCUUGGAGGACCAGGACAUACCGAGAAGGAGCCAGUCGGUUGAUUCAAUUUUAGACGCCAUGCCUUUUGGCUAUGAGAUUGAGAAUUUCGAAGAGAAUCCUGCAGAUACAGAUGACAGCCAAAGCACAUCAUCCAGUGUUCCCUCGCGACCCUCAACAAGUGGCUUCAAAAGGCCGAAAUCUAAAGCGGACCAGGUUUUAGAGAAAAUUGCCAAAAGGAUGGAUGAACGUCGCAAUGAUUCACAGCAGCAAAUUACACAACCGUACGACUCUUUUGGUGACUAUGUUGCUGAAAAAUUAAGAUCAAUGCCGCGAGCAAUGGUACCUAUAAGCCAAAAACUGAUCAGUGAUGUACUUUUUUAUGGAGAGAUGGAAAAACUCGACAUGUCAUCAGGGAUCACAAUCACUACCAAGGAAACAUCCCAAGGAACUGCACGCACAAAUGAAAAUCCUUGCUAGGAAUUCGUUAAACGCACAUGCGCAAGAUAUCGCGGUGUGACGACCCAUCCUAAAAGCAGUCGUUCCGCAACCACUGAACGAACAACAGACAACAGGCUUUCAUGUGUUCAAAUGGGUACAGCUUUAAGAUUACCUCACAAUUGCACAGUGAUUUAAUCUAGAAUAUUAUCGCAACACCCACAGAACACAUUAGAGGUUCACACGCUACUCUUAACUGCUUGAUGUUUUAAGUCUGUGUGCAGUAGAGUAAAACUCUGACUUAUCAUACUUCCCACCAAUAGCAGCCCUCUAGUCGAGCUGAUAAGUAACAUUCCCCCCAGCAGGGUUUUUCUCGUCAUCUGUGGACAGAUGCCAGUAAAACCAAUGUCGCUGCUGCUGAAAACGUUUAAUUUAUUAUUCACACAGGCCAAGGAAUUAACUCAUCAACACAUACUACAUAUGCAAAUCUAUUAAAGAAAAUAUUUAAGAUUUAUGGCACCCCUACAGACAAUAUCCCUUCAGUCAAACUCUGACAACUAUUUAAACAAAAAAUUGACAUAAAUCACAAUAAAAGUUUUAAAAUCCACAAAACAAGGUCAAAUUCUGUAUGUCCAACAAACAUUGGUUUCAAGAAAACAAUGAAAUAACUCCUACCAAAUGGCAAGCCCAUAAAAUUUGAUAGUUGCCAAUUGUUUCACAGUGCAAACAAAAUAUUUUGAAGACCACAUAAAGAAGUCAGUGUGCAAUGGGAAUAACUGCACUUCAGGCUCUCUCUUCUGCUUCUACUGCUGUAUUCAUUCUGGCCUAUUUCAACCAAUAUUAAUCAGCCCAAAGGGCUUGUUAAUAGCAUAUGUUGUCAUGUAGCGUAGAAAAAGUUGAUCAGCAUUUCAGAGGUCCUUGCUGCCUCCAUCAUAAGAGUUAUGAGUAAUAGAGGCAGCAAGGGCCUCAGACACAAUGGUAAACUUCUACCACACUACAUGGCACAACCACCUAGAAGACAGCCAUCCUCUGACUUCCUGCUGUGAAAAUAUGUUGUCAGCAUCAACAUUUUUGCAACACAAAUUGCAAAAUUACACUUUUGUAUAUUUAAUUAUAAUUAAACACAAAACAACUUAAAAAUAAAACUUAAAAACCUACAUCUUUAUUCAUGUAUACAGUUCUAGGAAACUACUCACACUCCCAAAACUUGUGAAAAAGUUUCAGCAAGAACAUGUACACAUACACAGACAAUUUCAGAAAAAUGAGACAACUGCAGCACUGCCAAUACAUGAUAUGAUUUUGAGAAAAAUCAAUCUCAUUCUUUUCACAUUCAGUAGUUGUUAUUCAUACCACAACAGACUGUGUAUCACAUACCUUUGCAUCACCUCUGUUCACUUUGAAGAUUAUAUGAAACUUAUUUCUCUCAUUGAACAUCAAAACACACAAGCACAUGAGAGUGCCUUUCUACCAUUUUCUGAACAAGACAAGUAUUUUCAAAACUCUUCCUCUAACUAUUCUGAUUAUUUCAACAAACAGUUUGUUUUUGUUAACUGGAAUGUACAAUUAUAAGGAGUGCCUAGACCCAAGAAGGCUUAAAUGAGAAAAAUAACAGGUAUCUGAACAUUGGAAUUUUGUUGUACUUGUCUACAUAAUGUUUAAAAUCUCCUACUCAUUUGUAUCACUCCACUUUCCUUUAAAAUUAGUGAAGCUGCAAACCAAUAAACAUUUGGGGCCAACAAAUCAGAUCAACAAAUUCACAGGGCCUAGAAGACAAGUGAUGAAGUGACUGAGAAUGAGGAGUGUGAAAAGUGUGGAGUACUUCAGCAUGUUUACACAAAGGCCCAACACUACAUCAUACUAAAAUUAAAAAAUUUAAAAAAAAAAGAAGGCGGCAGCACAUUAUGAAGUAUUUCAGUUAUAACCAUAGGUUAGACUUUGUUAAAAUGUGAAUUUUAACUUGGCAGAAAGUAGAAUAAGUGUCUAUCAUCUUGCAACACAAAAGGAAAAAUGUGCCAAGAAUGCACUUUCAAACUCCAGCUACUAAAAUUAAAAAUAUGUAAAGAUGGCAAUACAAAAGCCAAAAUGUGAAGUGAGAAAACAUAUAUAUGCCACUAAUAAUUACACAUACAAAAUCUGUAUA
Molecule: messenger RNA, 3070 nt
Organism: Zootermopsis nevadensis
Lineage: Eukaryota; Metazoa; Arthropoda; Insecta; Blattodea; Termopsidae
Source: RefSeq, a predicted model, not a curated record